AUGCAACAUCUCUCUCUUUCUCUUUAUCUAUCUAUCUAUCUAUCUAUCUAUCUAUGUGCAUAUGCAGGCCUUAUAUUUUCUGCUUGCUUCUUUUGCUUUGUUUCCUCACCUCACUCCACUUUAGAGUCACCGCUGUUUCGUUAUUUUACACUUUACCAUUGUUUCAUUAUUUCAAUAUCUUUUUGCAUGCAUUCCCUCUAUCUAUCUAUCCAUCUAUCUAUCUUUUUCUUUUAUGUUGUUUUUUUCCUUUUUGCAUCUCAUUUUCAUUCAAUUCUCUUUUUUCACUCUUUUUUGUCGUCCUUUUUAUUUCUUUUCGUAUUUUCGAUGUUAAAGUCAACCCCGACAAAUAUUUCCUUCCAUUUUUUUUCAUAUAUCAUCCUUCCUUUUUCUAUCGAAUAUAAUUAUUUCUUUUCCAUUCGAAUAAUAUCGUUGCAUUUUCUCCUGAAUAUUAAUGGUACUUUUCCUUCCUUUCUUUCGAAUAGUACACUUCCUUUUCCUUUCUAA
Molecule: messenger RNA, 504 nt
Organism: Acanthosepion pharaonis
Lineage: Eukaryota; Metazoa; Mollusca; Cephalopoda; Sepiida; Sepiidae
Source: the annotation of a GenBank genome assembly